UUUCUACAACUUAAACUGAUUAGCAACAAUCCUAUUAAGCUCAUAAUUUUAAUAUUAUAGAUGUCUUUAACAACCAGAAAUACCAACACAUAACAAGUUUCUUAAUAGAUUUCAAUGACUAAAAAGGCAUAAGCAAGCUGCAACUCCAUUAUUAUAAAUAAGGAACUGCAAAAAAAGUAUAAAGGAUAUCAUCAAAGAAACAUGUAUGAUCAUCCUUGAAAAUGCAGCUUGAUGUCUCAACUUGUAGUCAGAAGAUUUGGACUUGAAUUUCUUACUGAGGCAAAUGACUUGACCCGAGUUUUAGCUUCUGUAUUUGUAAAGGAGAAAUCCUAAGACACCUCUAUGUGAUUUAACUUGGUUGUUUGAGGGGCAAAUGAAAAAUAUGUUUAUUCACUGUAAAUCACCUUAUAAUUUUAAGUUAUUAGUAUUCCUGUUAAUUGUAAACUCUAAACUGGAUAUGGGGAAACAUAUCCAAACUGGAUAUGGGGAAGUUUUUUUUUUUUUUUUUUGUCACCUUAUUCAACAUCUAGUAUAAUACUUUGCAUACUAUAUGCUCAAUAAAUAUUUUACUGAGUUCUUGUUCUCCAAAUAUUUGUCUUAGGUUCACAACUUUUAUGUGUUGACCUAAUCAGAUCAAAAUACCAGACUUGAAGUCCAGCAUCUCUGAAUUUACUAGUUUCUUGCUUCUCUUUACAGCCAAAACUAGGGAGAAAGAGUGUACUAGUUUCUUUCACAAAUGGCUUUUUUCUACUUUAUUCACUAUAGGUAAAUAGCUCAAUCUCUAGUAUCCUCAGGUGUCAUGGAAACAACUCAAUCCAGAACUCUACAAUCCAUUGUUCAAUCUUUAUUACUCUCAAUUUCAUUUUGUUGACACUUGUCACUGAAUCUCUUAACAGAAUUUUCAGGACUGAUGCUCAAUUUUAUUCUACAAUACAGUUGGCCUUCCUAUUUCUACUCACAUCUUCCAAUGGGAUUUCAUACUUCUGUUCUUUGGGAGAGAGAGGGGCAUGUGAAGGACACCAAAGAACAAAAUGGAAGAUGUUGAGGAAGGCAGAAAAAUCUUUGUUCAAAAAUGUGCUCAGUGUCACACAGUGGAAAAGAAUGGGAAACAUAAGACUGGCCCAAAUCUCUGGGGUCUGUUUGGCCGAAGAACAGGGCAAGCAUCUGGAUAUUCUUAUUCAGAAGCAAACAAAAACAAAGGUAUUAUUUGGAAUGAAACUAAUCUAGUGGAAUAUUUGGAGAACCCUAAAAAAUUUAUCCCUGGGACCAAAAUGAUUUUUCCUGGUAUCCGAAAGAGGAGAGACAGAGAAGCUCUUGUUGCAUAUUUGAAAAAAGCAACAGCCAAAUGACAUGUUAUUGUAGGUAUUAAAAUAACAAUUAUAAUUUUUCAAUUUUCACUUUUUUUUGUUUUGAAAAGUCACAUUUCAGUAAUUUUAUCUUUUGUUCAACCUGUUCUCUUUAGUGAUUUCAAAUAAAGGUUGACCUUUGUCA
Molecule: messenger RNA, 1491 nt
Organism: Antechinus flavipes (yellow-footed antechinus)
Lineage: Eukaryota; Metazoa; Chordata; Mammalia; Dasyuromorphia; Dasyuridae
Product: cytochrome c 2-like
Exons: 3
Coding region: 1032-1349 (105 amino acids)
Biological process (GO): mitochondrial electron transport, ubiquinol to cytochrome c; mitochondrial electron transport, cytochrome c to oxygen
Cellular component (GO): mitochondrial intermembrane space
Molecular function (GO): electron transfer activity; heme binding
Source: RefSeq, a predicted model, not a curated record